UCUAAAAACUCAUAGUGACUGGCAGUAGUACCACAGUGAUAGUGCAAUUAAUUUUAAUUAUUUAGGUGAUGCGAGGCAAACAUAUCAAAUGCAAUUUAAUUGACAAAAGAAAACUACCGGUAACUAACACAAUCAAUAAGUUGAUAAAUUGAAUGAGAGAUAAGAAGACUAAAAGUAAAGAAGAAUUUAAAUAAUGGCCCUACGUGGAGUCAAGGUCUUGGAAAUUGCAGGACUUGCACCUGCCCCAUUUUGUGGCAUGGUUUUGGCUGACUUUGGGGCUUCUGUGGUUCGAGUGGAUAGAACAGGUUUCUCCCCCGAUGCUGACGUUCUAUCCAAUGGAAAAAGAUCUAUUGCUAUCAACCUAAAAUCCCCCAAAGGAGUUGAUUUAUUAAAAAAACUGUGUAAAACAAGUGAUGUCCUCAUCGAACCUUUUAGAAAAGGUGUGAUGGAGAGAUUGGGUUUGGGACCAAGUGUUUUGAUGGAAAAGAAUCCACAGCUGAUAUAUGCGAGGCUGACAGGUUUUGGACAGACAGGAUGUUACAGUGAAAAGGCAGGCCAUGACAUAAAUUAUGUAGCCAUGUCAGGAGUGUUGUCUAUACUGGGAGGUAAGGCUGAGCGACUGACUCCUCCCGUCAACUUAGCGGCCGACUUUGGUGGUGGAGGUUUGAUGUGCGCUCUUGGUAUUGUUCUGGCGCUCUACGCUCGCAACUCACUUCAUAGAGGACAGGUUGUUGACUGUGACAUGGUCGGUGGUUGCGCCUAUCUAGCCUCUUGGCUACUACGCUCACAGAACAUACCCUUGCUGUGGGGCCAACCCAGAGGAUGCAAUAUACUUGAUGGUGGCGCACAUUUCUACAACACGUACGAGACAAAGGACGGACGAUGGCUAGCUGUAGGUGCACUAGAGCCGCAGUUUUAUGAGGAUCUACUGCAAGGCUUGGGACUACCGGACAUACCUCAGUACCCUGACAACUUUGAAGAGUCUAUGAGAAUAUUCACAGAAAAGUUCAAGGAGAAAUCUCUAGAAGAGUGGAUCAAGAUAUUUGAGCCGCUGGAUGCUUGUGUAACUCCAGUACUUAGUCUGGCCGAGGCAGCUGACCAUCCUCAUAACAAGGCCUGUGGGAGUUUCCUCCCUUCUACAGAGGAGGUUGUGCCUAGCCCCGCCCCCCACCUGAGUGUCACUCCUGGAGUGGGGGCGAGUAGUCGGCCCCGCCCACAGAUCGGACAGCACACUAGGCUAGUGUUGAGAGAGGUGGGGAUCUCUAAUGGAGACAUAGAGGCACUUUUACGGGAGGGUGUCGUCAAAUGUGGGGACAAUAAAUUGUGAUAGUGUACAAGUUAGCACCACUAUUUGCAUUCUCUCCUCAUGACCGGUUGUAACAUUUUUCUUAAUUCAAUAAAAUAAUAUCGUCUCACAAUUACAAUUCCAGAUCUAAUUGAGAUACAGAUUGUGUUAAUUAUAAUGGGUAGAGUAGUGUGAGAGAGACAGGAAACUUCCCCUACCACUCUCCCAAUUUGAAUAUGUAUUUUUAGAUAUCUACAAAAUAACAAAAGAAAUGGUGGUUAUAAGAAUUAACAAUUCCUUGAUAUCACCAGUAUCGAGUUUUGGAAUCAAGAAUUCCAGUCUGCCAAUCCAUCCCUACUAACGGUGUAUGAAAAAUUAUGCCAAAUAUAUUUGAACUAUUAUAAGACUCGCAAAUCUGUGUUUUUAAAUUCUUAAUAACUACUUGAUUAGCAAUUUAAGUGUUAGUGCUAUUAUAUGAAAAUAAUUUAAAACAGUCUUCCAAUUUUGAAGAUAAUUUCUGAUGAGGACCAAUGCGACUGCCUAGAAUCAACCCUUUGUAAAAUGUUUAGAUAUUUUUACAUUCUUGAACUUUUUAACACAUUUAUAUUAUGCAAAUGGUGGUACCUAAACAAACUUUUGAUUUUAAAUCACAGGUAAAUAUUAUUGUUAUUUAGUUUAUAAUUGGUGCUGUUAUAUUGUUAUAUAUCUUGUUACUUUAGUUUUAUACAUUUAUAUAAUAAAAACGUUUUUA
This is a messenger RNA of Macrosteles quadrilineatus (aster leafhopper), 2036 nucleotides long. It is a transcript of the gene Amacr, whose product is annotated as alpha-methylacyl-CoA racemase. Lineage: Eukaryota; Metazoa; Arthropoda; Insecta; Hemiptera; Cicadellidae. Gene Ontology annotation, molecular function: alpha-methylacyl-CoA racemase activity. The transcript is spliced from 8 exons. Gene Ontology annotation, biological process: bile acid metabolic process. Gene Ontology annotation, cellular component: mitochondrion. The coding region runs from base 194 to 1327 and encodes 377 amino acids. The record is from RefSeq and is a predicted model, not a curated record.